Knipowitschia caucasica is the source of this 1575-nucleotide messenger RNA. Lineage: Eukaryota; Metazoa; Chordata; Actinopteri; Gobiiformes; Gobiidae. The record is from the annotation of a GenBank genome assembly.
AUGACGGCUCCCAACAGCUCCUACGACGUGGUGGUGAUCGGUGCAGGACUCUCAGGGCUGAGUGCUGCAAAACUGUUGAAAUCCAGCGGACUGAACCCUGUGGUGUUGGAGGCCAGGGACCGGGUCGGGGGCCGGACCUUCACUGUGCAGAAUAAGCAGACAAAGUGGGUUGAUUUGGGAGGAGCGUACGUUGGCCCAACUCAGAACAGGAUCCUGCGAUUGGCCAGAGAGUACGGCGUCCAAACCUACAAAGUGAACGAGACGGAAAACCUGGUGCACUACAUCAAUGGAAAAUCACAUCCAUUCAAAGGCCCCUCUCCUCCCACUUGGAAUCCUUUUGUUUCUAUGGACCUCAACAACUUCUUCAGGACAAUGGACGAAAUGGGAAAAGAGAUCCCUAGAGAGGCCCCGUGGAGAGCCCCUCAUGCUGAGGAGUGGGAUAAAAUGACGAUGCAGCAAUUCAUUGAUAGAACCUGCUGGACCAGUGCCGUUUGCCGCUUUGCCAAACUGUUUGUGAACGUGAACGUAACAUCUGAGCCUCACGAAGUGUCCGCGCUGUGGUUCUUAUGGUACGUGCGCCAGUGUGGAGGCACCAUGAGGAUCUUCUCCACCACCAACGGAGGACAGGAGAGGAAGUUCCUGGGUGGCUCCAAUCAGAUCAGUGAGUGCAUGGCCAAGGAGCUGGGGGAUCGGGUCAAGCUGGAGUCUGCGGUCUACAAGAUCGACCACAGCGGGGACACUGUGGUGGUGGAGACGUUGGACAAACAAAUCUACAAGGCUAAAUAUGUGGUUUUAGCCAUCCCUCCAGGUCUGAACCUAAAAAUCCACUUCAGCCCUGAGCUGCCUCCAUUAAGAAACCAGUUGAUUCACCGCGUUCCCAUGGGCUCUGUCAUCAAGUGCAUGGUGUACUACAAGGAAAACUUCUGGAGGAAAAAGGGAUAUUGUGGCAGUAUGAUGAUCGAGGAUGCGGAGUCUCCCAUUGGCCUGACCCUCGACGACACAAAGGCUGAUGGCUCGGUUCCUGCUAUUAUGGGAUUCAUUCUGGCCAGCAGGUGCAGAGAGCUGUCAGUUUUGACCAAAGAGCAGAGGCUGAAGAAGAUCUGUGAGAUCUACUCCAAAGUCCUUGGCACCGACGAGGCCCUCCAUCCGGUGCACUAUGAAGAGAAGAACUGGUGUGAAGAGGAGUACUCUGGAGGCUGCUACACUGCUUACUUCCCUCCAGGAAUCCUCACCCAGUUUGGGAGGGUGCUGAGGGAGCCCGUUGGGAAACUGUACUUUGCAGGCACAGAGACGGCAACAGCAUGGAGUGGUUAUAUGGAAGGAGCAGUGGAGGCUGGGGAAAGGGCAGCCAGAGAGAUAAUGCAUACAAUGGGUAAAAUUCACCAGAGUCAGAUCUGGCAAUCAGAGCCUGAGAGUUUGGACGUGCCCGCGCGACCCUUCAUCACCACCUUCUGGGAGAGGAACAUGCCUUCAGUCGGAGGCUUCAUCAAAUUCAUCGGUGUCUCCAGCUUCCUAUCGUGUGCCACGGCGGCAGGAGUCAUCGCCUACAAGAAAGGCCUGAUACCGCUAAAAUAA